Molecule: messenger RNA, 2141 nt
Organism: Megalobrama amblycephala (Wuchang bream)
Lineage: Eukaryota; Metazoa; Chordata; Actinopteri; Cypriniformes; Xenocyprididae
Gene: mylipb
Product: myosin regulatory light chain interacting protein b
Exons: 8
Coding region: 214-1527 (437 amino acids)
Biological process (GO): ubiquitin-dependent protein catabolic process
Cellular component (GO): cytoskeleton
Molecular function (GO): ubiquitin-protein transferase activity
Source: RefSeq, a predicted model, not a curated record
GUCGUUCUCUCCGCUAUCCUGGACUGUGUUUGAAACAAUAACUGCAUUCACUAUGUUAUGCCUCAUAACUCGUCCGGACUCGGUGGUUCUGGAAGUGGAGGUGGACCCAAAAGCAAACGGAGAGGACAUUCUCAAUAAGCAUAUUACUGUGAAUGCAGGUGUUCUCUCAUACCACAUUACCACUUCAAAAGUCCCUCUUAUAUAUGCCGGAAAAUGGGAAUCAUAGAGGUGGAUUAUUUUGGACUUCAGUUCACCGGUACAAAGGGAGAGAAUUUAUGGAUGAAUCUCAGAAACAGGAUUUCUCAACAAGUGGACUGCCUGUCUCCCUGCAGGCUGAGGCUGCGAGUCAAGUUCUUUGUUGAGCCGCAUCUAAUCCUGCAAGAACAAACCAGACAUUUGUUUCUGAUGCAUGUGAAGGCGGAGCUUUUCAAAGGAAGCUUGCGAUUGGACGCGGAGCAGGCGAUCGAGCUCUGUGCACUACUGGCUCAGGCAGAGUUUGGAGAUUACAUACAUAAUACAGCCAAAUACUGCUACUCCCAGAUCUACGGUCAAGAGCCCAGCCCUGACACCAUCAACAAUAUUGUUUCGAGGCAUAAGGCACUGGAGGGUGUUAGUCAGGCUUCAGCAGAAUAUCAAGCCCUGCAGCUGGUUUCCUCUCUCAACUACUAUGGCGUAGAGUGGCACUCUGCACGUGAUUCUGAGGGACAGGAUCUACUCAUCGGGGUCGGACCAGAGGGCCUGUUUGUCUGCAAAACAGAUUUCACCCCUGUUGAAAGAAUCGUAUAUCCAGUCAUUCAAAUGGCCACUCAGUCUGGAAGGAAUGUGUAUGUGACCAUCACAAAGGACAAUGGGGACAGUGUGGUUCUCCUUUUUAAGUUCAUCAGUCCCUGUGCUGCCAAUGGACUGUAUCGCGCUAUCACGGAGAUUCACGCCUUCUACAGGUGUGACACCGUAAUGAGCACAGUGAAGAUGCAAUAUAGCCGUGACUUCAAGGGUCACCUGGCGUCCCUCUUCCUCAACGAAAGCAUUGACCUUGGUAAAAGGUACAUCUUUGACAUCCAGCGCACAUCCAAAGAAGUGUAUGACCGUGCCCGGCGAGCCCUGUUCAAAACAGGGAUGGCUGUGAAUGGAUGUGAGAGCCCAAGAGACAGUUACAGUCACUCGCCGCUGAGACAGACAAAAGUUGAAAGGGAGAAGCAAAUGUGCGUUGGCUGCAGGGAAACUCACAUUCUGAAGGAAAAGCUCCAAAUACUACAAGACGCCCUGACCUGUGCUCUGUGCUGCGAACAGGAGAUCAAUGCUGCUUUCUGUCCUUGUGGACACAUGUUCUGCUGCUAUAACUGCGCCAGCCAACUUCAGUGUUGCCCAGUUUGCCGUUCAGAGGUGGACCGUGUUCAGCAUGUCUAUUUACCCACUUGUGCCAGUCUACUUGGCCUGGCAGAGGCAAAAACCGCCACCUUCAGUGUGCCCAGAGGGACUGCCAUCUCAGAGGAUUGUGCCAAUAAAGAAAAUACCUGCCAGCUGUAGGAUGGAUAACAUCUGCAUACCGCGCAUGGACACUAUUUUAAAAAUACAGAAGAAAUGUUAUGAUAAAAUAUUCAGUGGUUCUAUUGAGUGAGCUGAACUGCACAGAGUGAGGCCAGCUAUCUACAAGUACCUCAAAAAAUGAUGACUACUGCUAAUCAUACUGUUGUUUUUCACAGUAUGCACAUUACAGGUAUAAAAAUGAAUAAACCGUUUUACACUGGAGGUCAUUCAGAGAGGAAAAUAUCGUGCACGGUACACAGCAACAUUUUUUUUAUGUACUGUAUCAGAACGUAUGUGUUUUUUUUUUGUUUUUUUUUAAGUAAAUACAAAUGUAGUUGUUAACACUCCACAUCAACUAUAUUCUUUAUCAGAAAGGAUUUUUAAAGGUUUAUUUUAUAUUUGUUUCUAUUUGUGUACACUGUUUUAUUGUACAAAUAUUUAAAACAAUAUAUUUUGUAUAAUUACAUGAAAGGUUUUCAGUAUUCACAAAAUAAGCCUUUAAUGCACUAUAUUACAAAAAGGUCCAAAUAACUAAGAGUUAUAUGUCCUCUUUUAUACUGACAUGUAUUUUAUCUGUAUCCAAACAGAAUAAAGAGCUUUUACACACCUUUUAA